AAAGCUUGUAAUUUGACAAAACCUUUUGAUUGCACAAUGGCCGACUACGAGUAUGGAAUCUGUCCGUAUGACGACACCCACCGCAUCAUGCUCUUCCGGAUGCCCAAGCACAUCGUAAAGUGCGAGAAGAACUACCACGGACCGCCGUUGAAGACCUGCAAAUACAACGCCACGCACCGCGUUCGCGACAUGGAGGAGCACCUCAAGGAGUGUCCCUACUAUCUCCAAAGUUUGGACAACGAAGCUGUCCAGAUGGCCCUCACCACUCGCAUUGCGCCCAUGCUGGAAGAUGGUCAUGAUGUCAGCACACCACUCUAGAUUCUA
This is a messenger RNA of Drosophila takahashii, 324 nucleotides long. RefSeq names its product gametocyte-specific factor 1. NCBI's taxonomy places the organism in Eukaryota, Metazoa, Arthropoda, Insecta, Diptera, Drosophilidae. The record is from RefSeq and is a predicted model, not a curated record.